Molecule: messenger RNA, 3574 nt
Organism: Cercocebus atys (sooty mangabey)
Lineage: Eukaryota; Metazoa; Chordata; Mammalia; Primates; Cercopithecidae
Gene: LCNL1
Product: lipocalin-like 1
Molecular function (GO): small molecule binding
Source: RefSeq, a predicted model, not a curated record
GGUCAACAGAGGAACAGACCCUCUAGUGUUUGCUCCCAGUGGCGUCUUGAGUCAGAACAGCUAGGAGGGGGUGUCCCUCACUAUCUCCCACCCAGCCCAGUCGUGUGACCCUGCCCCACAGCCCCACACAUCCAGCCAUACCCCCUCAGCUGCCACUGCCACCAGGCCGGUGCUGAGCUGGGGGGGGUCAGUGACUCAUCUAAAUCCCUUAGGCAGGUACCCUGCACCCCCAACCCCACCCUGUCACCCCCUCAGCAGGAAAGGCCUGAGGCUUAAGGCCCCAGAGGAGCUUUGGACCUGUUGGGUGUCUUGAGGUGUGGGAUUAACACACUGAGAUUGGGCAGAGAUAAGGGUUUCAGGGGACAAAAAAGGAACAUUUGUUGGAAACAUGCCAGAGUGUCUCCACCCUCCAUCAGGACAGACUGACAGAGUGGGCUGGGGACAGGACACCCCACAUCCCCUCUGGUUUCCUGGGCACCCCCUGCCCUUUGACCUGGGCCACCAGAUCACAGCCUAGUCCACUCGCCAGAGCCCUGGCACCACGGGCACACCAUGCCCCACCGGUGCCCUGCCCAACCCUGCUCCCUCCCAGAUUCCCACCCAGGCAGCCUUUCUCAGGUACACAAUGUGCAAGACUCACUGUGACCUGCCCACCAGGCCCCCCUGAGCAGGCCCUGCAGAGGCAUCAACCUUUCUGAGGGUCAGAGGUGAGGGUGAGCUUCUGGGUGGCCUUCCUGGAGAAGGGAGCUUAGGGCUGUGCCUGAGCUCAAGGUAGUGGGGAUCCAACAUCCCAGAGGGGCUGCAGAAGGCCAGAGAGGCAGGAUGGGGUGAGCUGCAGGCCCCCUAGCCCAGAGGCCCAUCAGAACUACCCUCAGCUGCCAGGCAUCCGGCCCCACCCCGGAGGAAAGGCAAGGCAUGGCUGGGGUUGGGUGGAGGGAGCCAGGCCAGAGCGCUGCAGCGUGCAACUCUAUCAGAAGCCUGUCACAGUGGGUGCAGUCCCAGGCCAGCCGCCCCUGGGCACCUUGGGGGCAUAAAGCCUACAGAGGAGCCACCUCAGCUCUGUCCUGCUCUUGUGUCCCAAGGAGAUGCCAUGCCACCUUGCUGCACGAUGCUUUGGGCUCUGCUGAUCAAUUCCCUCCUUGCCCUGCUCUGGGUGUCCCCAGGCCAGGCCCAGGUCCCCAUCCAGGCCAACUUUGAUGCUAGCCAGGUGCGCCCAGCCCUGUUUCCUCCUCCUCUCCAAUGAGUCCUCCCAGCUUUGGCACUGCACCCCAGGUCCCUGUCCACACUCUCUUUGAUCCAGGCUCAGCAGGGCUGGGGGCAUGGGAAACCACCCACCACACCUGUUCCAUCUGACUGGCGUAGGCGUUGGCUGGGGAAGACUGCAGGCCUCCAUCCUAGCUUUUCGGUUGCAUCCCCCAUCACUCCCCAGGGCCCAAAAUUGGGACAAGUUACAGCUGCCUGCCCCUCACUGUCCCCCACCCACCCCACGUAGACCUAUGACCUUGCCACAGCCCCACCCAUCCAGCCGUACCCCCUGGGUGCCAGCUGCAGACAGGCUGGUGCUGGGCUGGUGGAGGCCAGUUGCUCAUCUGCUGAGGCCCCCCUUCCUCAGUUCUGCAUCAGGGUGGAGGUGUGUACAGCAGCCCCUGUCCUGGCCAGGAAGCAGCUGUGUCAGGACAGAACGUGGUGGGCUCAGGCCCAGGGCACAGGGGCGGCCUCCCAGCCUUCCCUGCACUUGCCCUGAAGUUCCAGGGCACCUGGUACAUGGUCGGGGUGGUGUCAGAUGACCAGGACUUCCUGGACUCCAAGGACACCAUGAAGAUGCCUGUGGUCUUAGUGACCCCCUUGGAGAACAGUGACCUGGCCCUCAAGUUUGGAUAUCCCAUGUCCGAUGGCAGGUGCCAGAAAAUGGACAUGACUUUCACCAAGGGUGCUGUAGGGGGCAGUUUCGCUUCUCCAGCCGUGGCCCUGACUGACAUCCGAGUGGCCUUCUCCGACUACCAGCACUUUGCCUUGCUGUACUUGGAGACGCGGAAAGGGGGCCUGCAGAACCAGUGACUGCAGCUCUACAGUGGGCAGGCUGCGGGGGGGAGGCCCAGACACCCCCAGCUUUGGGUCUGGAAUGUCCCCCUGUGCCUGCACCAGUGCCUUCUGCACCGGGAAGGCGGAACCGCUGGCUCCUGGUGUCUGUGGCCGCGGUCCCGGCCCCUCCCCACCCCUUUCACCCCUCCCUGCCCCUCUCACCCUCUCUUCGGCCCUCCAACCCCUUCCCUUUAGCUCACCUGCCCUCCCCACCUUCAGCUCGAGCCCCGGAGCUGUUUCCCGAAGGCGCCCAGAAGAUGCAGCUACUGGCGCCCCAAGUGGGCUUGAGCCCCAGCCAGGACGUCCUGCUGCCCAGUUGGGUGAGCGGUGCCCGCAGGCCUGCUGGGAGAGCCAGGCCCUAGUCACUCCACUGAUCUCAGAUUCGGGACGGAAGUGCCGGGGGGCAGACCCAGCCUGUCCGGCUCCGGGGAGGGUGAGACGUUGCCCAGGGCAGUGUUCCCAGGAGGAGAUCGCGUUGGGGCAGGUCAGGGGCCUUGGUCCCAAGGAAGGAGGCACGAGGGGGGCGCCUCGGGCCUACUCUCUCUGCAGACCAGUGUGCGGGCCCGCUCUCCUGGAUGGGUAGACCACGGCCACGUGGAGCCGCGGACCAUGGGCCCUCCUAGGGCCGUGGGCUGCACCGUGGGGCCCUCUACCUUCGGGACAGCUGGGGGCUAGAGCGGGGGUGAUGGGGCAUCCGGGCGGAUCCAAGCUGCAGCAGCCUGAGGAACCGCGGGUCCAGCCCCUGAGUGCCUGCAGGGGUCAGCUGCUCCGUGCGCCCAGCCCUCCCCAAAGAGCCCCUCUCUCCACACCCUGGCCCCAAGCGCAAUAAACGCCCUGAGUGCCUGUGGCGCUGUGCGUUUCUUGGAGGGAGGGAGGGGUGGCGGGGGCGGCCGGGUACAUGGGCGCCCUGGGAAAGGGGCCGGGUCACCCCCUGUUGCCUGUCUGGGCAGGCGUUGGCCGAGGAGGGACCGAGCCUCGGCUCGACAUCAGGGAGGUUCCUCAGGGCGGGCCCCAGUCCCAGCUCUGGGACUUUUCUACCUCUGCACGGACCCAGACCCCCAGACUGGGGGCGCCGGGAGGGCGGGACACGGACACCACGCAGCGCGCGCCCCAGGCUCCAGCGGACACCGCCGUGGGAGGUGGCCUUCAGGGUCGUCCCAAGUGGCCGCCCCAGUCAGUGUCAGGAUCCCCAGGCACCCCUCCGGGUCCCCCAGUUCUCCAGUCCCUGACUCCGGGCUCCAGGCCCCGCCCCAGAGGCCUGGCUGUUCCGGAGACCAACGAAGCACCCCCAGCCCUGAUCCAGGGCCUGCCGAGGGAGGGUGGAGGGUGAGGAGGACAGGAGGCGCUGCAUAAAACUCUGCCCUGCCUUGCGUCUAUGUAGGACACUGUUGUCUUUUACAGACAAGUCUAGAAGAAUUUGAAGGAAAAUAGCCUACUUGCUGUAAUGUACCUAGUUCAGCAAAAUAAUAAUAAAAAUAGUAAUAAUACUGGU